Messenger RNA from Raphanus sativus (radish), 1292 nucleotides. Its product is annotated as fructose-1,6-bisphosphatase, cytosolic. Gene Ontology annotation, cellular component: cytosol; cytoplasm. Gene Ontology annotation, biological process: gluconeogenesis; sucrose biosynthetic process; fructose 6-phosphate metabolic process. Bases 140 to 1162 code for a protein of 340 amino acids. NCBI's taxonomy places the organism in Eukaryota, Viridiplantae, Streptophyta, Magnoliopsida, Brassicales, Brassicaceae. The transcript has 11 exons. The record is from RefSeq and is a predicted model, not a curated record. Gene Ontology annotation, molecular function: fructose 1,6-bisphosphate 1-phosphatase activity.
UUUUAAAUGUUUUGUAGAAAAAAGAUGCGCAGAAAUUAUAAUAUCUUCUAAAACAUCUGGUUAAAAAGGUCCUCUGGUGGGCAUAGAAGCUUAGAUAACAUAGAGAGUGAGUGAGUGUCAGAGAGAGAGAGAAACAGAGAUGGAUCACGAAGCAGAUGCGUACCGUACGGAUUUGAUGACGAUCACGAGAUUCGUGCUGAAUGAGCAAUCAAAGUACCCAGAGUCUCGCGGGGAUUUCACGAUUUUGCUCAGCAACAUCGUUUUGGGUUGCAAAUUCGUCUGCAGUGCCGUCAACAAGGCUGGUUUGGCCAAGCUUAUUGGACUUGCCGGGGAGACAAAUAUCCAGGGUGAAGAGCAAAAGAAACUGGAUGUGCUGUCUAACGAUGUUUUUAUCAAAGCUUUGGUUAGCAGUGGCAGAACUUCUGUUCUUGUCUCGGAAGAAGAUGAGGAAGCUACGUUUGUGGAAUCAUCCAAGCGUGGAAAGUACUGUGUUGUUUUUGAUCCACUUGAUGGAUCCUCAAACAUUGACUGUGGUGUCUCCAUUGGAACAAUCUUUGGAAUUUACACGAUGAACCACAGUGAUGAGCCAAGUACCGAGGAUGUUUUGAAACCUGGGAAUGAAAUGGUUGCAGCGGGUUACUGUAUGUACGGAAGCUCCUGCAUGCUUGUGUUGAGCACUGGAACAGGUGUCCACGGAUUUACCCUGGACCCAUCUCUAGGAGAGUUCAUAUUAACUCACCCAGACAUUAAGAUUCCAAAUAAGGGAAACAUCUACUCAGUGAAUGAAGGCAAUGCUCAGAACUGGGAUGGUCCAACCACAAAGUAUGUAGAGAGAUGCAAGUAUCCCAAAGACGGUUCUCCCGCAAAAUCUCUGAGAUACGUCGGAAGUAUGGUAGCCGAUGUUCAUCGCACGCUGCUAUAUGGAGGAAUCUUCUUGUACCCGGCUGACAAGAAAAGCCCCAAUGGGAAAUUGCGUGUCCUGUAUGAAGUCUUCCCAAUGGCGUUCUUGAUGGAGCAAGCUGGAGGUCAGGCCUUCACUGGCAAGAAAAGGGCACUGGACCUUGUCCCGGAGAAGAUCCAUGAGCGUUCUCCGAUAUUUCUUGGUAGCUACGAUGAUGUAGAGGAGAUUAAGGCUCUGUAUGCUGCGGAGGAGAAGAACUAAGCUUUCCAUUGUAAUAUCGUAUUUCUAUACCUUCUUCUGUUGAGACAAACCAUUUGACUCGACUCGUGUAUGCCAAGAAGACUGGUUGAAAAAAAUAAAAUAAAAAAUAUAUAUAACUUCUUUCGAUAAA